GCGCUGAGCCGGAACUCGGGGCAGCCGCCCGGCCUGCUCCCGCCAGGCCUCAGUCCGGGUCCCUCCCGCCGCCUCCCCGAGCCUCCGUGACCUCCCUGCAGCCCGCCCUCCCUUCAGCCCCGCGGGCGCUUCCGGGAGCUCCUGUAGCCCGGCCUCCACGCAGCCCACGCCCCUUCUCGGUGCACCGCUUCCCACGCGGUCCGCGUCCAGUUCUUUCCUCCUCCACCCUGCCCUUCCGUCCCCCUCGCUUCCUUUCUCCCCGCGACUCGUUCCUAUGAGGUACUAGCCCCCUGUCGUCAAGCUGGCCAUGGCUGUCAAGGCCCACACCCUUAGCUAGGCCCCGUCUCCCUUCCUUGGGUCUUGUCUCAUGGCCCCCCUCUGGGAGCGAGCACGAAGAAGAGCAUCUGGGCAAUGGGCAAAUCCGGAAGCAGAACUUCAGCCAAGACAGAGGGAACCGUUAGGUCACCGCAUGUGACAACUGAAGGCUGCACCCACAGGUCCUAGCAGCUUGAAGCCCUGUAGUCCAGGGAACGCUUCUGGCCGUGGGGUGACUUAGCUCUUCUGCCACCAUGAACAGGGCCCCUCUGAAGCGGUCCAGGAUCCUGCGCAUGGCGCUGACUGGAGCCUCGGCUGCCUCCGAAGAGGCAGAUGCAGACGGCGGGAACAAGCCAUUUCUGCUAAGGGCGCUGCAGAUCGCGCUGGUGGUCUCUCUCUACUGGAUCACCUCCAUCUCUAUGGUAUUCCUCAACAAGUACCUGCUGGACAGCCCCUCCCUGCAGCUGGAUACCCCUAUCUUCGUCACCUUCUACCAAUGCCUGGUGACCUCGCUGCUGUGCAAGGGCCUCAGCACCCUGGCUACUUGCUGCCCUGGUACGGUAGAUUUCCCCACCCUGAACCUGGACCUCAAGGUGGCGCGAAGUGUGCUGCCGCUGUCGGUGGUCUUCAUCGGCAUGAUAACCUUCAAUAACCUCUGCCUCAAGUACGUGGGGGUGGCCUUCUACAACGUGGGACGCUCGCUCACCACUGUGUUCAAUGUGCUGCUCUCCUACCUGCUGCUCAGACAGACCACGUCCUUCUAUGCCCUGCUCACCUGCGGCGUCAUCAUUGGUGGUUUCUGGCUGGGUAUAGACCAAGAGGGAGCUGAGGGCACCCUGUCCCUGACGGGCACCAUCUUCGGGGUGCUGGCCAGCCUCUGCGUCUCACUCAAUGCCAUCUAUACGAAGAAGGUGCUUCCGGCAGUAGACAACAGUAUCUGGCGCCUAACCUUCUAUAACAACGUCAACGCCUGUGUGCUCUUCUUGCCCCUGAUGGUACUGCUGGGCGAGCUCCACGCUCUUCUUGGCUUUGCUCAUCUGGACAGUGCCCACUUCUGGGUCAUGAUGACACUGGGUGGCCUGUUCGGCUUUGCCAUCGGCUACGUGACAGGACUGCAGAUCAAAUUCACCAGCCCCCUGACCCACAAUGUGUCCGGCACAGCCAAAGCCUGUGCGCAGACAGUGCUGGCUGUGCUCUACUACGAAGAGACUAAGAGCUUCCUGUGGUGGACAAGCAACCUGAUGGUGCUGGGGGGCUCCUCAGCCUACACGUGGGUCAGAGGCUGGGAGAUGCAGAAGACCCAGGAGGGCCCCAGCUCCAGAGAGGGUGAAAAGAGUGCCGUUGGGGUGUGAGCUUCCUCAGGGACCUGGGGCUGAGCUCCGGCGGGGCCUCCACAGCACUGAAGGCUGCUCAGAGUGACAGCUGUGUGUGGCCCCGAGCAGCAUUGUUUACAUCCUCCUUGGAAUAUGGUUGAAGAAGAGCCAGGGUCUUCCCUGGCAAUGUCAGAGGGCUGCCAAAUCUGUUCACCCCAUCUUGUUUCGAGGAAACCCGCUGGGAGUGGCACCCCUUGCUGCCUCCCCCUGGGGCCUGUCUACCUCCUUAUUGCCUCUGGAAUGGGGACCAGCUGCAGCCUUCUUGGGCUGGAUUGAUGAAGAGAUGUCCUACCUUCUUAACACAAGGGAGAUGGGUUGUGACCCCCACAUCUCUGGGGCCCUGGGUAGGUUGCAUAGUAGCUUAGGUGCUAUUAAAUCAGAAACACCCCGGCCUACUUUUGGAGCUAGGUGGGAACUUCACCCAGGGGUGGCUGAUGAAAAAAACCGUUCACCUCUGCACUCCAUAUUUGCAGCUUUAUUAAGUAGAGCAAUGCACUCCCCCACAGCCUCUAGCCCUGGCUCUUCUGCCUGGCUUCUCUUGGCCCAGUGGGGCCACCAUCCUGUUCACAGCCCCUGGCCCUGCUACUGGCUGUGUUCCCUUUCUGUUCUCCCUCCUUCAUCAUCAGUCUCCACCAACCCCUCCAUCUGAAGAGCCAGGAAGUGGGGUCCCCUCACAGCCUCUGUUCCCAUCAUAAUGGUAAGAGACAUUUAUGUUCUCUGAGGCUGAAGGAGCCCACCGGUUCUCAGAGUUAGCCUGUCACAAAAGUUACAGUGAUAGAGUUAGCUUCUAUCACAAAAUAGCCCAGACCAGGUGGCUCAGAACAUUGGAGGUUGGUUUAUAACUGUUCUGGAGGCAGCAAAGCCCAAAUCAAGGCACCUUUGGACCCAGUGUUUCAAAGGAAACCCCUUCUGUUCACAUCUUCACAUGGUAGAGGCACAGACAAAACCCCUCAGGUCUCUUGCGUAGCAGUACUAGCCCCAUUCUUGAGGAUUACACUCCAUGACCUGAUCACCCCCUAAGCCUUCAACAUAAGGACUCCAACAUGAAUUUGAGGACAGAAGCACUGAGACUAUGACAGCACCACACCCUCCUAACCUCAGGGUAGCUGUCACUGUCCUAGUCCCUUCUGUUGGGCCUUUUGUCCCCCAUUUCCUUGGGGUAAUGUCUGAUGUCCUUGUCCCUGUCAUGAGAAGAUGGGGAGACCUUGUCCACCCUUUGAUUCCUACUUCCCACAAACCCAGGUUCUAAUGAAGUUGCUGGGGCCUGAUGCCCUGAGUUGUAUGUGAUUUAAUAAAAAAAAAAAAAAAAAAA
Molecule: messenger RNA, 3000 nt
Organism: Psammomys obesus (fat sand rat)
Lineage: Eukaryota; Metazoa; Chordata; Mammalia; Rodentia; Muridae
Gene: Slc35c1
Product: solute carrier family 35 member C1
Exons: 2
Coding region: 570-1667 (365 amino acids)
Biological process (GO): protein O-linked glycosylation via fucose; GDP-fucose import into Golgi lumen
Cellular component (GO): Golgi apparatus
Molecular function (GO): antiporter activity
Source: RefSeq, a predicted model, not a curated record